ACAAAAAUCAUGUGAUCUCAUUGAGCGAUAAACAAAUUUCAUUCAAAAUGUGCCAGUCACUUUGACGUGUGCUGAUUACAGAUACGUAUACAUUUAAGUGGAAUAUUCGAGUCCUCAAUUGCCAGUUCUCUUUUUGUAGUCAUCCAAGACCUACAAGAUGCAAGUCAACAUUGUUCUAGCAUUGAUGUUGUGUGCGGUGGCGGGGACCCUGGCGUCUGAAUGCUCACUCCCCCCGUCGCUAUGGUGUAGUUCCUACGAGGUUGCAGAGGCGUGCAAGGUGACGGCACAGUGUAGGAGAACGGUGUGGAGCCCCGUGCGUGGCCCUGCCCCCCUUGUCAACUUCACGCUGUACUAUGAGUCCCUGUGUCCAGACUGUCGAGACUUCAUCAAGAAACAACUGUUCCCAGCAUUCACUGCAGUCCGCAGCAUCUUCAACCUCACGCUGGUCCCGUAUGGGAAUGCAGAGGAGAAGAAAGAUGGCGACAAGUGGGUGUUUGAUUGUCAGCAUGGAGAAGAAGAGUGUGCUGAAAACCUGUUGGAUACUUGUCUUCUCAACAUAGUGAAUGAUAUCAACAAGGCCUUCCCAUUCAUUCACUGUAUGGAAGAAGGCCCAGAGCGGUCAAGAACAGCAUUUCGAGAGUGUGCCAAGAAGUUCCCUGCCAUCCCGGCUGAUCAGAUUGAGGCUUGCGCCAACAGUUCCCAGGGCAACCAGUGGGAGCACGAGAUGGCGAUGAAGACAGACGCACUCAACCCCCAGCAUAAAUACGUGCCCUGGGUCACGCUCAACGGGGUCCACAAUGAGAAGAUUCAGAAUGAAGCCCAGAACAAUCUUAUAAAGCUGCUCUGUGACACAUAUACAGGCACCAAGCCAUCAGGAUGCCAACAAAGACGUGGGACUAACUGUGCCAGGAAGUAGAGUAUUCAGAAACAACUUGUAGAAUCACGGAGACACUUUGCAAAAAGUUCAAUAUUAGUCAAUGUCAGAGCAAAAAACAACCUUUGUUUUUUCUUAAAACCUUCUUUUAUUUCACUUUUCAAUAUUCCAUCUGUGUUGACUCGGGUUGUGUCGAUGCUGUCUUCUGUUAACUCUGAGAGAUUAAUUUCAGAAAAAAACCAUGUUUUUUUAAUAUUUAUUUUGCCCACCAACCAUACAGUUUGGGUAAAUGUAUGGUAAAUGAGAUAACUAAAAAAGAUUCUUUUCAAACAGAUCAUUUUUUUGGGUUUCAGUAGCUCCUGACUAUGUUGCAAUGUUUAUAUGUAGCAGAACUGAUUUUUUUGUAACAUAACUGUGAUCUUGAGAAACAACUUAAUACUGCUGACAUAAAUUCGGGUAUUAUAUAUAAUAUUAAAUAUACAUAACUUGUUUCCUUCUUUUCUUCCUAUUGGUGUGGACAUUGGUGCUUAAAAUUUUCACAAUAAAGAGUAUGUUGAUAUAUCAAGAUGAAUUCUUUCAUCACAUUUGUAGUUGUAUACAUGUUUUUUGAUACAAAAUAACAAUACUCAUUAUACAUUAUUUUACUACAUAAAAUGACAUUUUGAAAAACAAUUUGUAUUUGUACCUUGUGUGAUAAUGGCUGUUGUGGCUGAUAUAAGUGAAAUUAAAAGACAGAUACCUUAGAGUUGUCCCAACCUUUGUGACUGCAGCUGGUAGGAUGUGUAUCCCUUAUAUCAUGGACAUGUUUGGGCUGAACAAAUGAAUAUACUACAAUCUCGGAAACAUGCUUAUCACCAGUUAGUAAAUCUUUUUCCAUUUCCCUUUUUUUUUAUUUCAUUUAAUGACGAAACAUCUUAGCGUUGUUUACAAAAUGACUCGUAUUAAAAUUUAGAAACCAAAAUUGAUCGUCAUGUUAUGUGAGUGCUUCAUUUGACUACCAUUUCGACUGCAUCCUCCUCUACACUGCAUCCCCUGCUACACUGCAUCCCGUAAUAUGACCCAGUAUGUGCAACCAUGUGGAAAAAAAAAAGGAGUGUUCCUGUUCCAACUGCAAGAGGUAUGGAUGUGUACAAUUUGUCAAAAUGUCAUGUGUAGAUUUUUCCAAUGAGAUCUAUGAGUUGGGUGUAUGUAAAUAAAGAGCUAAUGGUACUUAACCUUUUUCCAGAUGUAUUUGUCCAUCCAUAUCUUGUUCAGACCUUGACAAAUGGCAGAAAAUAGUACUGUCUUGAGAGUUGUGUAACAUCCCAAGGCUUGAGGUUUUGUAUGUUGAUCUGUUUCCCUAUAAAGAGCUAAUGUCAAGAUGUUUACAUGUACAUAUCAUUCCUAUUAUUUCAGGGAGAAGAGACUUAAUACAUAUAUGUACAUUAUUUUUUACAGUGGUAAUAAAAUUAAAUUGGGAAA
Haliotis rufescens (red abalone) is the source of this 2335-nucleotide messenger RNA. Its product is annotated as gamma-interferon-inducible lysosomal thiol reductase-like. Gene Ontology annotation, molecular function: oxidoreductase activity, acting on a sulfur group of donors, disulfide as acceptor. Bases 158 to 916 code for a protein of 252 amino acids. The record is from RefSeq and is a predicted model, not a curated record. Gene Ontology annotation, cellular component: lysosome. Lineage: Eukaryota; Metazoa; Mollusca; Gastropoda; Lepetellida; Haliotidae. The transcript has 7 exons.